This is a messenger RNA of Miscanthus lutarioriparius, 585 nucleotides long. Lineage: Eukaryota; Viridiplantae; Streptophyta; Magnoliopsida; Poales; Poaceae. The record is from the annotation of a GenBank genome assembly.
AUGCAGAUACAAAUAGUGCACCAGGAGCCUGAGCUCGCAGUGGACCGUUGCUUGGGGGUUCAGCGUUGGGACUUCGAUCCCAUGCUGGUUGAGGUGGAGGCAGGUCUCAUGAGCCAGGCCAUGUCAGAGGUGGCCCUGGCGGUGGACCUGUGCCUUUCAGGCUCAGACGAGUGCGGCUUGGGCCAAACCUCACCAAGUCCAUCACUCCUGGAGUCGGAGCAGGCUGGGGGAUCCCUACCCCCGGUCCAGGUCGACUUCCCCAGCAGCCGGGAAGAUGCAGACGAAGGCGGUUCAGCCAUGCCGGCUGUUGAUGGCGGAGUGCCUCACGCAACGGCCACGAUGUCGAUUCAGGAGAGUUUGGAGGAGCGGCUCUACCUUCCUUUGCAUACGCCCCUCAUCCACGGGCCGCCAAGGUUGCGCAAGCCUCGAACGUCGGCCCCCAUUACGUCGCUGCGGCGCAGUGACCGCAUUGCUACUAAGCCGCGCGAGGCAGACUCCACCAAGCAGGCUCAGUGUGUUCUCAUGCAGAAACUGGGAAUAGUGGCACCAUCGUCCAAUGUCGACUCUGAGACGGUGCGCAAGUAA